Molecule: messenger RNA, 1094 nt
Organism: Lytechinus variegatus (green sea urchin)
Lineage: Eukaryota; Metazoa; Echinodermata; Echinoidea; Temnopleuroida; Toxopneustidae
Exons: 5
Coding region: 237-602 (121 amino acids)
Source: RefSeq, a predicted model, not a curated record
UGGUCGGUAUUAUUUGAAAGGCGAAUUAUCCAUUCGUUGGCGUGUGCACGCAUUAUUUACAAUAAUUUCACAAUGAUCAGCAUUAAUCAUCAUACAUCAACCUUCUCCUGUGUGGAAAAGAUGGUAUUCUAUAUUGCAUUUAUACUCUCUACAGAGUGAUGAAACUUCCAUGGAAUUAGGAAACUUGAAUAUUGUGAGUGAUAUUUUUCUCUGGGCUGGCAUUGCUCAUAGUCACGAUGACGAAAGAAUCACGUGGAACGAGCAGUCCAAUGAAAGGAAGCGUGGAUCCAGAUACACUAAAAGGAAAGAUUCCCGAUUCCAAAAGAGUAUUUCCUUAUGACCCAUCUUCACACACGACAUCGAAAUAUGCCCUGGAACCGGAUACAAGACCGGAGGGCUACAACCAGAACUCUGCCGAGUCCAGUUUCAACAUGGCACGACGGAAGCUACACACACUUCUCCUCGGCCUCCUUCUUGGCUCCAUUCUCCUGGGCGUAUCUCUCACGUGUGGCUUGGUCUUUGGAAAGGCCCAUGAACGACCUAUGAUGAAUUCAACAAACGCAUCACAAACGAACUCUGGAAAUUCAACAGUGUACAGCUGAUGACUGAAGUUAAAAAAUCCAUUGCACGUACGAACUACACAGCAUGCAUGGUAGAAGGCUUUAUGGUGGCCAGUACAGGAACGUGAAAUUCAUGUCCUUGAGAAGAAUGGAUCAACAAUUCGCCAUCCUCUGCACAUGGUAAAGGAUGCCAAAACGUUUGGCUGAAAACUCCUUCAUCGUUCGUUAGUUGGCAGUGUGACCAUUACAAACGUCCAUGUGACAGUCGGUGUAUCGGGGUUAACGGGUUUUAAUGCAUGGACAUUUAUAAUGUUUAUAAGGUUGAUCUUUGACGAUCAUUAAGAUUGAAUCUGACGCAUCUCGACGUUAAGGGCUAUAGGGGGUAAGAUGGAUGGGUAGGAUGCCAGCGAUGAUGGCUUGAGAGAUACCAUUACCAUCGCGGCCACCCAGAUGGAUCACAUCUGUUAUCGGUGAAGUGUGUCAAGAACAAAGUUUCUUUCGAAGCGCUGUUCAUCAACAACGAACCCCAUCUUG